AUGAGUAGUCCCAAAGAUAAUAAAAAAAGAAAAUCUAAUACUCUUGAUGAAGCUUGUAUUGAACUAAGUGAAGAAGUAGAAAAUGAAGAAGUAACUAAAGAAAAAGAAGAAAGUGAAGAAGAAGAUAUUGAAGUUCAAUUUAAUAAUUGGAAGACAAACAGUGGUUUGUUAUAUGAUUUUGUAUGCAGAAAGGAAUUAGAAUGGCCUUCAUUAUCAAUUGAUUUUGGUGAUUUUCAUGAUGAAAAUAUAGAAAAUAACGUAUUAAAUCAAAUAGUUUGUGUAGGAACUCACACAUCAAAUAAAGAACCAAAUUUUUUAUAUGUAUGUGAUGUAUUAUUUCCAUUAGAAAAAGUACCACAAGAAAAAUGUGUAUAUAAGGAAAAUGAAAAUUAUGAAGGUUUCGAAUUUUGCACUGAAAAAAAAAAAUUUACUAUAAAAUCAAAAAUUGCACAUACAGGUGAAGUGAAUAGAAUAAAAUUUUUACCUAUGGAAAAAAAAAAUUUUGUAGUAACAAAGGCAGUAGAUGGAAAUCUUCAUUUGUUUGAUAUAAAUAAACAUAAAAUUGAAACAAAUGACGAUAAAAUGAGUCCAGAAGUUUCUUUUAUUGGUAAUCAAUCAGAUGGAUUUGGUUUAGAUUUUAAUACGCAUAAAAAAAAUAUAUUAACAUGUGGCAAUGAUGGAUUAAUAAAUGUUUAUGAUUACAAUGAUUUAAGCUCAAAUAUAGUAAAUCCAUUUUAUAAGGUUCAAUAUAAAUCACCAAUAAAUGAUAUAUCUCCCACCAAUGAUCCUAAUUUAAUAUUAGCUUGUGCAGAUAAUGGAUAUAUUUUACUAUAUGACUUGAGAAUAAAGACAAGCGAACCAGCGCAACAAGUUUUAGGUCAGCAAGUUCCUGUUAAUUCUGUUUCUUUAAAUAAAUUUACAGGUUAUUUUGCGUCAGGAAGUGAUAAUGGAAAAAUCAAAAUAUGGGAUAUUAAAAAAUUUAAUGAACCUCAACAUAUAAUUAAUGCACAUCAAGAAGCAAUUAUCAGAUUAAACUUCUCUCCAAAUGAUUCUUCUUUACUUGCUUCAGCAAGCAAUAACAGAUUUAUUAAUGUUUAUGAUUUAAAUAAAAUAGGUGAAGAACUUGAUGCUAUUGAUUUAUCAGACGGACCAUCUGAAUUGAUUUUUUCGCAUGGUGGACACACACAAUCAAUUACAGACUUUAAUUGGAAUCAUCACAAAAAACUAAAGAUGUUUAUAGGGUCUACUAGCGAAGAUAAUACUCUUCAAUUUUGGCAAUUAAAAAUGGAAUUACUUGAUGAAACAAAUACUGUUCCAACUACCGAUACAGAUGUAGAAUAA
Messenger RNA from Plasmodium gallinaceum, 1341 nucleotides. Its product is annotated as chromatin assembly factor 1 protein WD40 domain, putative. The coding region runs from base 1 to 1341 and encodes 446 amino acids. NCBI's taxonomy places the organism in Eukaryota, Apicomplexa, Aconoidasida, Haemosporida, Plasmodiidae. Gene Ontology annotation, cellular component: nucleus. Gene Ontology annotation, biological process: regulation of gene expression. Gene Ontology annotation, molecular function: histone binding. The record is from RefSeq and is a predicted model, not a curated record. The transcript has a single exon.